Messenger RNA from Anoplopoma fimbria (sablefish), 1974 nucleotides. It is a transcript of the gene kcnc3b, whose product is annotated as potassium voltage-gated channel, Shaw-related subfamily, member 3b. The record is from RefSeq and is a predicted model, not a curated record. Gene Ontology annotation, cellular component: dendrite membrane; axon; neuronal cell body membrane. Lineage: Eukaryota; Metazoa; Chordata; Actinopteri; Perciformes; Anoplopomatidae. Gene Ontology annotation, biological process: potassium ion transmembrane transport; protein homooligomerization. Gene Ontology annotation, molecular function: delayed rectifier potassium channel activity; protein binding. The transcript has 5 exons. The coding region runs from base 1 to 1974 and encodes 657 amino acids.
AUGCUCAGUUCGGUGUGUGUAUCCUCUUUUAAAGGGCGCAAGGGUGGGAACAAGUCGUCCAACAAAGCAUGUUACAGCGCAGACAUGACUUGUCCGUCGGAAAGCGAGAAAAUCGUAAUAAACUGCGGGGGGGUGCGGCAUGAGACCUACCGGAGCACCCUAAAAACCUUACCAGGUACCCGCCUGUCGUGGCUCACCGAGCCGGACGCAUUCAGCAACUUCGACUACGACCCCAAAUUAGACGAGUUCUUCUUCGACCGCCACCCGUCGGUGUUUUCCUUCAUCCUCAACUAUUACCGCACCGGGAAGUUGCACUGUCCCAACGAUGUGUGCGGUCCCCUGUUCGAAGAGGAGCUGGCUUUCUGGGGCAUCGACGAGACGGACGUGGAGGCGUGUUGCUGGAUGAAUUACAGGCAGCACCGGGAUGCGGAGGAGGCGCUGGACAGCUUUGAGAAUCCAGAACCGGACGCACCGGACGACGAGCCGGCGCUGGGCGGUGCUGACGGGGACUUGAAAAGACUGUGCAUGCAAGAGGACGCGAGGAAAGCAGGCUGGUGGAAAACCUGGCAGCCACGAAUAUGGGCUCUGUUUGAAGACCCGUACUCCUCCAAAUACGCCCGGUAUGUGGCAUUUGGCUCCCUUUUCUUCAUCCUCAUCUCCAUCUCCACUUUCUGCAUGGAAACGCAUGAGGCCUUCAACACCAUCCUCAGCAAGACAGAGAACGUCACGGUGGGCAACAUCACCCGUGAAGAGAUUGUAUACGAGGUGGUGACUGACAGCUGGUUGACGUACGUGGAAGGCGUGUGCGUCAUUUGGUUCACCAUUGAGGUCCUGCUGCGAGUCACCUUCUGCCCAGACAAGCUUGAGUUCUUCAAAAGCAGCCUCAACAUCAUCGACUUCGUGGCCAUCCUGCCCUUCUAUCUGGAGGUGGGCCUGAGUGGGCUGUCCUCCAAAGCUGCCAAGGAUGUCCUGGGCUUUCUGCGUGUUGUUCGGUUCGUCCGUAUCCUCCGAAUCUUCAAGCUGACCCGCCACUUUGUGGGCCUCCGUGUCCUGGGCCACACCCUGCGAGCCAGCACCAAUGAAUUCCUCCUGCUUAUCAUCUUCUUAGCCCUUGGUGUCCUCAUCUUUGCCACCAUGAUCUAUUAUGCUGAACGAAUUGGCGCAGACCCAGAUGACCCAACAGCCAGCGCCCACACCGCCUUCAAGAACAUUCCCAUUGGGUUUUGGUGGGCCGUUGUAACCAUGACCACGCUGGGCUAUGGAGAUAUGUACCCGGAGACGUGGUCAGGGAUGCUGGUGGGUGCUCUAUGUGCCUUGGCUGGUGUGCUGACCAUCGCCAUGCCUGUACCUGUAAUUGUCAACAACUUCGGCAUGUACUACUCUCUGGCCAUGGCCAAACAAAAGCUGCCCAAAAAGAAAAACAAACAUAUUCCCCGAGCACCCCAACCAGGGUCCCCCAACUACUGCAAGCCAGACGCCCUGGCUAUGGCUACUGCAUCACCACAAAGGCUCUUGGGAAAUGUCCUAGGAGGAGUGAUGGGGCCUGGAGGCCUCGGGGGAGAUUGUCCUCUAGCCCAGGAAGAAAUUAUAGAGAUUAACAGAGAUUCCAAGCAGAACGGUGAUGCAGCUUCGGCCGCCCUGGCUAACGAGGACUGUCCCAACAUCGACCAGGUGCUGAGCCCAGACGAGAGGAGCCCCAUUGGGCGAGGGCCUACCCGGGAACGCUACCAGCAGGACCGUGCCUGCUUCCUGCUCAACACCAGGGAAUUCCGCGCCACAGAUGGGAAUGUGCGGAAAGGUUGUGUCAUAUCACGCGUGUCAACAGGCUACGAAAAAUCUCGCAGUCUCAAUAACAUAUCAGGAAUGGCCGGGUCAUCACUGCGGCUCGCUCCUAUCACUAGCCCCCCCUUUGAAACCUAUGAGGCCCCAGGACCACUGCGCCGCUGUCGCUCCCCCAUCCCCUCCAUUUUGUAG